AUGUCUCUCUUCGCUCCAGCUCCCGAACCAGUCUCCGAACUGGCGCGAACCCGCGUCCUAUCUUCCCAUGCCGGCAUCAGAGUUUCUCCCCUUCAGCUCGGCGCCAUGAGCAUCGGCGAAGCCUGGAAAGGCGGCAUGGGCAGCAUGGACAAAGACUCAUCCUUCAAGCUCCUCGACGCUUUCUACGAAGCCGGUGGCAACUUCAUCGACACAGCCAACAACUACCAAGACGAAGAAUCCGAGCGCUGGAUCGGCGAAUGGAUGACCGCCCGCAAGAACCGCGACCACAUGGUCAUCGCCACCAAAUUCACUACCCCUUACCGCUCCUACGAUAUCGGCAAGAACAGCCACAGCGUCAACUACUUUGGCAACCACCGCCGAAGCAUGCACGUCAGUGUCCGCGACAGCUUGAAGAAGCUCCAGACUGACUGGAUCGAUAUCUUGUACUUGCACUGGUGGGACUUCUCUUCCUCAAUCGCCGAGAUCAUGGAUUCAUUGCAUGUCUUGGUAGAACAAGGCAAGGUCCUCUACCUGGGAAUCUCAGACACUCCAGCAUGGCUCGUCUCAGCGGCCAACGAGUACGCCAUCGCCCGAGGCAAGACGCCCUUCGCUAUCUACCAAGGCCGAUGGAACUUGAUGAUCCGCGACUUCGAGCGGGACAUAAUCCCCAUGGCCUCACACUACGGCAUGGCUCUCGCUCCAUGGGACGUCCUAGGCGGCGGCAAAUUUCAGACCCGAAAAGCGAUCGAGGAGCGCAAGAAGGCCGGCGAAGGCCUACGGAGCAUCGUGGGUCCCGGCGAGCAGACUGAGCAGGAGCGGAAGAUCAGCGACGUUCUCGAGGAAGUCGCCAAGGAACACAAAAUCGAAUCCGUCACAGCAGUCGCACUUGCAUAUGUCAUGGCCAAGACGCCGAAUGUCUUCCCUAUCGUCGGUGGACGUAAGGUCGAACAUCUCAAGGACAACAUACAAGCACUCAGCAUCAAGCUUACUACCGAGCAAAUCAAGAAGCUUGAGGACGCAUCUCCCUGGACACCGGGUUUCCCUCAAAACUUCAUCGGAGAGGAUCCAGGUGUCGUGGGCAUUCAAAAUGCCGGUAUGCUGCUCAAGGGCGCGUCGCAGAUGGCGUAUGUGCAGAAGCCGAGGGCAAUAGGGCAUGAGUAA
This is a messenger RNA of Cyphellophora attinorum, 1161 nucleotides long. RefSeq names its product putative aryl-alcohol dehydrogenase AAD14. The coding region runs from base 1 to 1161 and encodes 386 amino acids. The record is from RefSeq and is a predicted model, not a curated record. The transcript is spliced from 3 exons. NCBI's taxonomy places the organism in Eukaryota, Fungi, Ascomycota, Eurotiomycetes, Chaetothyriales, Cyphellophoraceae.